ACUUUAUGUGCUAAGCACUUCAGGGGUUCCUCCCUCCCUCCUUUAGCAUAAAUUGGUGUAGCUCCCCUUCUUUAAGGAAUUCUCUUGAGUCAAUCCAAAACUCCAAGAGCCAAAUUCUUAUCAGUGCAAGACCCAGUGCAAGGCUUUCCUACCUUCCAGCCCAAGAGUGGGCCACGAUUUGCCAAACCCUCAAGAUGACUCUGCUGGGCCAAACCUCUUCUUCCAGACCUCCAUAGCCCCUUCCAGGUCUCUGUACCAGCAUUUGGAAGAGAAAUUUGGGUUCAUGGACCUUUGGAGGCCAAUGGACGGAAAGAUGUAAGACACCAGUACAUUGGGGCCUGGCUGAGAGGCCUAGAUCAGUAAUCUCUGGAAGGAGGAGAGAAUCCCGGGAGAGAGAGGAAAGGAGAAGGCAAUCCCAGUGGGAGCCUUAAGUACCAGAAAUAGUAGUGCCCAGGCAGUGUACUUGGGAAGCUGCAAGGAUCCGGGCCAGUGAAGAGGUAAGCGCUGACCAGCACUGUCCCUAAAGGUUGGUUAGUGAGUCAGCAGAUACCUCUGGGGGGACAGGGUCAGAGAACCACCCAAUACUAAGUACUGACAAGGGAGUGAAGAAGCCGUCAAGGAGCUCCGGCCCGGCUGAAGAGCGUGUCCAGUGUUUGCUGGUUUUGAUACCCCCGGUGUACCCUGGGGCUUAGAAGAGACUUUGCUCUUACUGGGGUCCUGAUUUGGAAGCAGCUGCCACUAGGAUCAUCUGUGGUAUUCAGAGAAAUAUAUAUAGCAGAAGUCUAAUAAAAAGAAUAUGGAAGCUGAACAGCAGAGGCAUGAAACUCUUCACAAAGCUUUUAGAUUUAAUGUUGACUGGUUUUCCUUUUCAAAAAAUUUCAGGGUCUGAUUCUAGUGUGAAAAGCAAUAUUGAACAGAAAAUUGUCCCCAAGGAGCAAGAAAUGGAAGUUGAUCUCAAGAAAGACCAGCACAAAGAUGUUGUGAACCCACAUAAAAACUGUGGCCUGCCCAUUUCUCUACCCAUAUAUCCUGGUAUUCAAGCAAAAGAAAAUGCUAACUCUUGGACUCACGUACUUCAAAAUAAGAUUGUUACGCACAGCAAAAGCAAGAAGGAAGAGGAUUUAGAGGAAUUUGCCCUUAGUUUUCCAUACAGAUUAACCCGGCUAUCAACAGACUCUGAGAUGUCAAGAACUAAGCCAUGGGACGCUCAGAAGAUGCUGGGCCAACUUCGAGAGAAGCUGCCCCUUCAGAAAAACCUGCUGCCUACUCGAUCCAUCCCAAGCAAAGCGAAUCAUGUUCUGGUGGCUGCCAUGAUACCUCCUUCAAGAACCACCUACAUCCCUCCUCUGAGAAGCCCUUUAGAGGACAAGUUACUUAGCACGCGCUUUCCAAAGCAAAAAGCCCGGCUGCAGGAAUUGCUGGGCUACCACAUGUAUGGGUGGCUUAUGGGGAAUACAGAGGCACCGAGCAUCUAUGGGCCACACUUGGUGGUGGAAUUUAACGACAUCAACUUUCCACCCUCAACCAUUGUUCACUCAUCAUGAUGUGUCUCAUUCUGCUAGUUCUUAGUCAUGGUCAGUAGGCGUUCAACAAUGGAGCUCUCCAUCCAGGCAAGAGAACUCUUUUUAUAUUAGUUACUAUCAAUCAUGGACCAAUAGUUCCCUUCCAGUGGAACUGAGAGGACUGGUGGUCUGAAGCCCUUGACAAUUAAUAGCAAUCUGUUGAAUCAGUCUUUAAAAGAACCACUGGAAAUUAUGUGAUUCUAAUAAACAUUGAUGACCUAAAACAAUUAUCUUAUCCAGAGUUAGUCUUUCCAUGGGAAAAAAAAA
Sarcophilus harrisii (Tasmanian devil) is the source of this 1829-nucleotide messenger RNA. It is a transcript of the gene C1H3orf22, whose product is annotated as chromosome 1 C3orf22 homolog. Bases 819 to 1544 code for a protein of 241 amino acids. NCBI's taxonomy places the organism in Eukaryota, Metazoa, Chordata, Mammalia, Dasyuromorphia, Dasyuridae. The transcript is spliced from 8 exons. The record is from RefSeq and is a predicted model, not a curated record.